Messenger RNA from Hyla sarda, 842 nucleotides. RefSeq names its product FKBP prolyl isomerase 11 (gene FKBP11). The coding region runs from base 101 to 820 and encodes 239 amino acids. The transcript has 6 exons. The record is from RefSeq and is a predicted model, not a curated record. Gene Ontology annotation, biological process: protein peptidyl-prolyl isomerization. Gene Ontology annotation, molecular function: peptidyl-prolyl cis-trans isomerase activity. Lineage: Eukaryota; Metazoa; Chordata; Amphibia; Anura; Hylidae.
GCACCCUGGCUGGGUCCACAGUAUGGCAGCAGGUCGCUGCUAGUGCACAGGUGGCACAGCUCACAGCACGGAGGCGAGUGAAGGUGUAGUGGGCGGGGCCAUGGAGGCAGAUAGGGGCGGUACCUGCCGGUGGCCACUCCCUCUUUCUCUGCCACGCUCCGAGCGCUCCCCGGUCCUCUCUCUUUCUCUGUGUCCCCGGCAGCUGUCACCUUCUCUCCAUCCCGUGUGCACCAUGUUCCGGGCGCCGCUGCUGCUGCUGCUCCUCUUCUCCUCAUCUGCACUGAUCCGGGCGGACGCCGAGGAGGACGAUGGUGACAAUACCACCGACCUGGUCAUUGAGACUCUGGUGAAGCCGGAGUCGUGUGAGGACACGGUGGAUUGGGGAGACACCAUUCAGCUCCACUAUACGGGAAGACUUGAUGAUGGCCGCGUGAUCGAUAGCUCCCUAUCUCGGGAUCCACUUGUGGUGGUGCUUGGGAAGAAACAAGUGAUACCAGGUCUAGAAAAGAGCCUUCUAGGAAUGUGUGUUGGGGAGAAACGUAAAGUGGUCAUCCCCCCUCAUUUGGCUUAUGGAAAGAGAGGAUUCCCACCUUCUAUACCAGGUGAUGCAGUGCUACAGUUUGAGACUGAAGUCAUAUCCCUGUCUAAGCCCACGCAGUGGCAGACUCUUGUAAAUGACGUGCUCCCCAUGCUUUGCAUUGCUUUAGUGCCCACCCUUCUCGGGCUGAUAGGUUACCAUCUCUACUCCAAGGCCAAGUCUCCAACUGUAUCGAAGAAGAAACUGAAGGAAGAAAAAAAGAACAAAGCAAAAAGGAAAUAAAAAACUGUAAUUUUCUCAAAGA